Anguilla anguilla (European eel) is the source of this 1391-nucleotide messenger RNA. RefSeq names its product odorant receptor 131-2-like. The record is from RefSeq and is a predicted model, not a curated record. Gene Ontology annotation, biological process: G protein-coupled receptor signaling pathway. The coding region runs from base 246 to 1196 and encodes 316 amino acids. Gene Ontology annotation, cellular component: membrane. NCBI's taxonomy places the organism in Eukaryota, Metazoa, Chordata, Actinopteri, Anguilliformes, Anguillidae. The transcript has 2 exons. Gene Ontology annotation, molecular function: G protein-coupled receptor activity.
CUUAAAUUGAGAUGCAACAGUAAGAUCUAUCUUAAGUAGAGAUAGACAGUUCUCGUAUUUAAGCCCAGAGGAGUGCAGAUCCAGAUCUUUCAGUAUUAAUGUUUGUAAAAGAUCCACACUCAAAGUACAGGCCUGAUGCCUCUAUCAGGUGUUACCUGCUGAUGACAGCCUUACAGACUCUACCUGUAAACACCAGCACAGGUCUGACUCUCCUCCUGUCCUGCAGGGCAUAGUCUGCGGGAGCUAUGAACUCCAACCUGCCCGCUCAGAACGCCAGCGCCAGCUCCAGCGCGACCUCCAGCGCCUUCGUCCACGCCUUCCUGAAGAACCUCUUCCUCGUCUUCCUGGGGUUCUGCAUUAACUACGUCAACGGAACCCUGGUGCUGACCUUCUUCCGGAACCCGGCGCUGGGCGAGGAGCCGCGCUACAUCCUGUACGUGCACAUGGUGGUGACGGACAUGAUCCAGCUGUCCGUCGCCGUGGCGCUGCACGUGGUCUCCUACGCGCUGCCCGCCAUCAGCGUGGCGCUGUGCUGCUGCCUCCUGCUGGUGGCCAGCUUCACCACCAUGACCACGCCGCUCAACCUGGCGGGCAUGGCGGCGGAGCGAUACGUGGCGGUGUGCGACCCGCUGCGGCACGCCCAGGUGUGCACGCCGCGCCGUACCUACGCGCUGAUCGCGCUGGUGUGGGGCGCGGGCGUGGUCCCGGGGCUGGCCGACCUGGCGCUGGUCCUGCGGUACCGGCCGCUGGCCUUCUUCCGCUCCACGGUCAUGUGCUACCACAAGAGCGCCUUCCUGUCGCCGGCGCAGGACCUGAAGAACGGCGUGGCGCACUCGCUCUACAUGCUGUUCGUCUGGCUGACGCUGAUCUACACCUACCUGCGCGUGCUGCUCGCUGCCCGGGCCGCCAGCGCCGACCCGCUCUCCGCCAGGAGGGCCCGGAACACCAUCCUGCUGCACGGCGCCCAGCUCCUGCUCUGCAUGCUCUCCUACGUCACCCCCAGGGUGGACGCCUUCAUCGCCACCUACCACCCCCACCUCAUCUCCCACGUCCUCUUCCUCACCUUCCUCAUCUCCUACGUGCUACCCAGAAUCCUCAGCCCGCUCAUAUACGGCAUCAGGGACGAGAAGUUCUGGAAGUACACCAGGCAGUACUGGCCGUGCGUACACCGUCGAAAGAAAAAAGUACGUCCCUAGGGUAUCUAUGAAAAUAAAAUGGUCAAACACACAUUCCAGAGUCUCUGCCCCCCUCUGCUAAUAAGCAAAUUAUAUUUAUUUGUCAGCCAGAAAUUUUGUGAGUAAGCUAGAGUUAUGGGCAGAGCCUGAGACCCUGAGACUGAAGCAGAUGGUUUUUCAGCGAGCACAAGAAAAGAGACAAAGAACAGUAAAAAA